Molecule: messenger RNA, 3588 nt
Organism: Gorilla gorilla gorilla (western lowland gorilla)
Lineage: Eukaryota; Metazoa; Chordata; Mammalia; Primates; Hominidae
Gene: ACBD3
Product: acyl-CoA binding domain containing 3
Exons: 8
Coding region: 75-1661 (528 amino acids)
Cellular component (GO): Golgi membrane
Molecular function (GO): fatty-acyl-CoA binding
Source: RefSeq, a predicted model, not a curated record
CGGAGGUCAGAGGUCAGCAGGAAGUCGAUACGUGGCCGCCGUCUGUCCCCGCUGAGGAGGUGCAGCAGCCGGAGAUGGCGGCGGUGCUGAACGCAGAGCGACUGGAGGUGUCCGUCGACGGCCUCACGCUCAGCCCGGACCCGGAGGAGCGGCCUGGGGCGGAGGGCGCCCCGCUGCUGCCGCCACCGCUGCCACCGCCCUCGCUACCCGGAUCUGGUCGCGGCCCGGGCGCCUCAGGGGAGCAGCCCGAGCCCGGGGAGGCGGCGGCUGGGGGCGCGGCGGAGGAGGCGCGGCGGCUGGAGCAGCGCUGGGGUUUCGGCCUGGAGGAGUUGUACGGCCUGGCACUGCGCUUCUUCAAAGAAAAAGAUGGCAAAGCAUUUCAUCCAACUUAUGAAGAAAAAUUGAAGCUUGUGGCACUGCAUAAGCAAGUUCUUAUGGGCCCAUAUAAUCCAGACACUUGUCCUGAGGUUGGAUUCUUUGAUGUGUUGGGGAAUGACAGGAGGAGAGAAUGGGCAGCCCUGGGAAACAUGUCUAAAGAGGAUGCCAUGGUGGAGUUUGUCAAGCUCUUAAAUAGGUGUUGCCAUCUCUUUUCAACAUAUGUUGUGUCCCACAAAAUAGAGAAGGAAGAGCAAGAAAAAAAAAGGAAGGAGGAAGAGGAGCGAAGGCGGCGUGAAGAGGAAGAAAGAGAACGUCUGCAAAAGGAGGAAGAGAAACGUAGGAGAGAAGAAGAGGAAAGGCUUCGACGGGAGGAAGAGGAAAGGAGACGGAUAGAAGAAGAAAGGCUUCGGUUGGAGCAGCAAAAGCAGCAGAUAAUGGCAGCUUUAAACUCCCAGACUGCCGUGCAGUUCCAGCAGUAUGCAGCCCAACAGUAUCCAGGGAACUACGAACAGCAGCAAAUUCUCAUCCGCCAGUUGCAGGAGCAACACUAUCAGCAGUAUAUGCAGCAGUUGUAUCAAGUCCAGCUUGCACAGCAACAGGCAGCAUUACAGAAACAACAGGAAGUAGUAGUGGCUGGGUCUCCCUUGCCUACAUCAUCAAAAGUGAAUGCAACUGUACCAAGUAAUAUGAUGUCAGUUAAUGGACAGGCCAAAACACACACUGACAGCUCCGAAAAAGAACUGGAACCAGAAGCUGCAGAAGAAGCCCUGGAGAAUGGACCAAAAGAAUCUCUUCCAGUAAUAGCAGCUCCAUCCAUGUGGACACGACCUCAGAUCAAAGACUUCAAAGAGAAGAUUCAGCAGGAUGCAGAUUCCGUGAUUACAGUGGGCCGAGGAGAAGUGGUCACUGUUCGAGUACCCACCCAUGAAGAAGGAUCAUAUCUCUUUUGGGAAUUUGCCACAGACAAUUAUGACAUUGGGUUUGGGGUGUAUUUUGAAUGGACAGACUCUCCAAACACUGCUGUCAGCGUGCAUGUCAGUGAGUCCAGCGAUGACGACGAGGAGGAAGAAGAAAACAUCAGUUGUGAAGAGAAAGCCAAAAAGAAUGCCAACAAGCCUUUGCUGGAUGAGAUUGUGCCUGUGUACCGACGGGACUGUCAUGAGGAGGUGUAUGCUGGCAGCCACCAAUAUCCAGGGAGAGGAGUCUAUCUCCUCAAGUUUGACAACUCCUACUCUUUGUGGAGGUCAAAAUCAGUCUACUACAGAGUCUAUUAUACUAGAUAAAAAUGUUGUUACAAAGUCUGGAGUCUAGGGUUGGGCAGAAGAUGACAUUUAAUUUGGAAAUUUCUUUUUACUUUUGUGGAGCAUUAGAGUCACAGUUUACCUUAUUGAUAUUGGUCUGAUGGUUUGUGAACUCUUGCUGGGAAUCAAAAUUUCCUUGAGACUCUUUAGCAUUCAUACUUUGGGGUUAAAGGAGAUUCCUCAGACUCAUCCAGUCCUUGGGUGCUGACCAGCAGAGUCACUAGUGGAUGCUGAAGUUACAUGAGCUACAUGUUAAAUAUUUAAGGUCUCCAAAAUAAAACACCCCAACGUUGACCUUACCCGGCUGAUGGUUAGCCCCUUGCUGCCUGCUCCAUGUGUCUUAUGAGAGCCCGUAGUUACAGUGUCUUCUAAUUUGAAAUCCAUAAGUUAACAAGUCUAUAUCAGGUGCAGCUGGCUUUGAUUAAAGGUCAUUUUUAAAACUUAAAAACUCAAGACCUCACAGAUUAUAAUAGAAAAAGAAAUGGCCUCAGUUUGAUCUUGUUCGGAAUGACCCAGAUUGUUUCUGCUUUGGGUGCAGCUGUUUAGUUCAGAGUUAUAUUACAGAGAAUUAUUUUCUGAGAUAAUCUUAAACUAGAAUGUUCAAAACUAAUUGAUAAUUGAAGUAUCAAGAUACAUAGAACACCUCAGAGAUUUUUCUUCAGGAACUUCCACAAACUUUGAAUCCUUGUAUCUUUAUUUGGUAUUCAUACUACUAGUAGCAAAAUACAGGUUUUUUGUUUUGUUUUGUUUUGUUUUGGCUUCAUAGAGUAUCUCAAAUUGAAACUUUCCUGCACAAAGAAUAAAAUUAAGGAUUUUAUAAACUCAAAUUGGCACCUACUGAAUUAAAAUACAUAAAAUCAUUUAAAUAUAAUUCAGCAUAUGGGAAAUAACAUUGCACUAAUAUGGAAAUCACUGCCAGAGACAGUCUAUUUUCUUUUAAUUUGUUACUACUUAGUCACAAACCCCACAUUAUUCCAGUUUGGAAUUACUUAUUAAGGAGAAUUGGAAAUACAUAUGCCCAUGCUUAAAUUUUAUAGCUUUAAUUUGUGUUAUUUCUUUAUUGACGGGAAGAGGUACAUCUUUUUUUCCUUACUGAAAACAAAUAUGGAUUAAUUGCCUCAAAUUUGUAUAAGUGAUUGGCUAGUGAUUCUUGUUUUCAGAAGGGAGAGUGGUAUAGAUAGAAAAUGACAAAGAUGGCAAUAUAUACUUAAUGUUGUUAUAUGUUGUUACUGAAGUACUUAGAUUUUUAAAAUUUCAAAUCCUAAAUCACUUCUUGUAGGAGGGUUUUCAUUAACUGCAGUAUAUACAGUUCACUACAUAUGGGUUGUUUGAGUUUUUUGUGUGCUGUAUUUCUUUCUGUUUUUUAAUACCUGGUUUUGUACAUAUCUAACUCUGUUCUCUUUUGGUUGUUCAGAAACUGGAUUUUUUUUUUCUUAAGCAGUGCUUAAUUUGUGUUUUUUAAUUUUGAUUCAGAAGUAGUCCCAGCUCAUAGGUGUUCAUACUGUUACAUCCAGAACAUUUGUCAGGCUCUCUGUCAGCUUUCAUGUACAUAUGGUAUAGAAACCAUGGAGUUAGGCACUUCCUGGAUUUUUUUUUAUGAGAAAAAUACUGUAUUUAAAAUGUAAAAUAAACUUUUAAAAAGCAGGCACUAAUAUAUAUUUCUUCCAGCCUUUGAUUACAAAUUUGUCCUUGCACAUGUUAAGAUGAAUUAUCUCCUAAAAAUAUCAUUGUUCUUGGGAGCAGUGUAUGUUACUUUACAUAGCAGCGGUUCCUGUCAUGUGUUCAUGUCAGAAUAUUUUUGGUUUUAAACUUUUUUAUUGCCUUUGGCUGUUGAUUAGUACAGUACAAGUGCGAUUUCAAAAAGAUCUUGAAAGUAAUAUAUUUAAUCAAUUAAAAUGUUUAUCUGUAA